Messenger RNA from Musa acuminata subsp. malaccensis (wild Malaysian banana), 2246 nucleotides. Its product is annotated as nucleolin 2. The record is from RefSeq and is a predicted model, not a curated record. Gene Ontology annotation, molecular function: RNA binding. Gene Ontology annotation, cellular component: nucleolus. NCBI's taxonomy places the organism in Eukaryota, Viridiplantae, Streptophyta, Magnoliopsida, Zingiberales, Musaceae.
UCCUCGGCUAAACGAAGCCCUUCUAAAACCCUAACGCUUCAGGUUAGGGUUCGUUUUGUCCGCCUCCAACCUCCGAUUUGCCUUGUAUCCUUCUCGUUUCUCUUCUUUUCUCCUUACUCGAGGGUCUGACUACCCUCUAGCAUCACUAAAUGGGCAAGUCAAACAAGAAGGCGAGUACUGAGGUGGUAGCAGCUGUGGCACCAAUGCUGUCUGGAAAAUCUGGUAAAAAAGGCAAGAGGGAUGCCGAAGAGGCAAUAGAGAAAGCAGCAAGUGCCAAGAAGCAGAAGAGAGAAGUCAAGGAGGUUGUUCCCCAAAAGGACAUUAAGAAGCCUAAGAAGUUUUUACAGGAGGUUCCUUCAAAAAAGAAACCUGAAAGUAGUUCAGAGGAUGAAACUUCCUCUGAAUCUGAAGAGGAGGUAAAAGUUCCUCCAAAGAAGCAAGGUAAACCAACAAAGCCUCCUCCAAAGGAGUCUAGUGAUAGCAGCGAGGAAUCCUCUUCAGAUGAUGAACCUUCGAAACCUGCUGCUGCUCCAGCUAAAAAGGUUGCAGUUACUGUCUCCAAGAAUGGUUCUGCCAGUGCUGCAGCCCAAAAAGGAAAAUCAGAGAGCAGUUCAGAAAGUGAUUCAGAAGAGGAUGAAGAAGAUGCUCCUGUAACAACCAAGGUUAUUCCAGCAGCUAAGAAGCAAGCAACUCCAGCGACUGGUUUGAAAAAGCAAGAAGAAUCCAGUGAUACUUCAGACAGCGAGUCAGAUUCUGAUGAGGAUAAGGCACCUUCAGCAAAGGUUAGUCUACCUGUGAAAAAGCAGGCUGCCAUAGAGAAACAGGAAAGCAGUAGCGAAGAUGAGGAUGACAGCUCUGAAGAAAGUUCUGAUGACGAACCCUCCAAAAAUCAAACUGAUAAGAAGGUGCCUCAGAACAAGACUAAAGUUGAUGAAAGUUCUGAUGAGAGCGAUGAGAGUUCUGAUGAGAGCGAUGAGGAGCCACAAUUGAAGAAGCGAAAAGUUCCGGAUUCUGUUCCAUCUACUGCUGGUAAACCUGCUACAAAGGCUAUCAAAAAGGAGAGCACUAGUAGUGAUGAAGAUGAGGAUGACAGCUCUGAAGAAAGUUCUGAUGGUGAACAUUCAAAAGGGCAACAAGCUAAGAAGGUUAAAGAUGUGAAAAUGGUGGAUGCAACUCCGAAGAGUGAAAAACAAAUUGCUAGAAAGUCUGAAAUGAAAGGGCCCAAAACUCCUGUUACAAGUCAGACUCAGACAACUGGAUCCCGAACAAUAUUUGUUGGAAACUUGUCCUAUAAUGUUGAACAGGAUGAUGUAUCGGAGUUCUUCAAAGUGGCCGGGGAAGUAGUGGAUGUGCGGAUGGCUAGAGCAGAUGAUGGUAGUUUUAAGGGAUUUGGUCAUGUUGAAUUUGCUACUGAGGAAGCAGUUCAAAAGGCACUUGAAAUGAAUGGUCAGGAACUAUUUGGUCGUGCAGUAAGACUUGACGUGGCCCGUGAAAGGGGUUCAUAUACACCUAAUAACGGGAAGGACAAUUAUUCUCACCAAAAGGGUGGGACAGGUCAGAGCCAAACCAUAUUUGUGAGAGGCUUUGAUAAAUCACUUGAAGAGGAUCAGAUUAGAAGCUCCCUUGAAGAGCAUUUUGGGUCAUGUGGAGAGCUUACACGAGUCUCCAUUCCAAAGGAUUAUGAAAGUGGUGCAUCCAAGGGGAUUGCAUAUAUGGAUUUCAAGGAUCAAGAUGCCUUCACGCAGGCACUUGAACUCAAUGGCUCCGAACUUGGAGGAUACACCCUGACAGUCGAUGAAGCAAAGCCAAGAGGCGAUAACCGUGAUGGUGGCUGGAGUGGUGGUGGUGGUAGAGAUAGCGCUGGUAGAAGUGGCGGGAGAUUUGGUGGGAGAGGAAGUGGCGGGAGAUUUGGUGGGAGAGGUGGACGGGGUGACAGAGGUGGUGGAGGCAGAGGUCGGGGAGGUGGUGGCAGGGGUCGCGGUGGCACACCCAACAGGCAAAGCAUGGGUACAGCUAGUACUGGGAAGAAGACGACCUUCCGCGAUGAUUAGGGAUGAUGGCUUCUUCUGGGCAGGGGUUUAAACAUCAAUGGCGUGGCUCUUCGUUCUCCAUCUUAAGCAGUCUUAUCCUCAAUUUUGAUGCUUGUCAUUUUGUUUGUCACUGAACACUUGAAUUUGUUGUUUGGAGUUGUUGAAUUCAUAAAGACCAAUCAUUUACAUUUAGAACUACUAUCAUUUCGUUGAUGA